This is a messenger RNA of Myiozetetes cayanensis, 4718 nucleotides long. RefSeq names its product mucosa-associated lymphoid tissue lymphoma translocation protein 1-like. Gene Ontology annotation, molecular function: cysteine-type endopeptidase activity. The record is from RefSeq and is a predicted model, not a curated record. The transcript has 15 exons. NCBI's taxonomy places the organism in Eukaryota, Metazoa, Chordata, Aves, Passeriformes, Tyrannidae. Gene Ontology annotation, biological process: proteolysis. The coding region runs from base 1 to 2232 and encodes 743 amino acids.
AUGGUUCAGUGCCUCACCCCAGCAGUGGAGGGAAACCUGUAUGCCCCGCCGUGUCGCGACGCCGCCCCCGCGGGGCGGGCUGGGAGCGCGGAAGUUCGGGGCCGCGGGGCCGCGGCGGCGGAGUGCGGGCCUUGGCCCGGCGCCGCAGCCCCAGCCCGCCAUGGGCCGCCGCGCCGGGUGAGUGGCCCCUUGGUCCGGCCCGAGCCAUCCCCAGCGCCGCCGUCCCCUCGCCACAGGUGCCGCCGCCGCGUCCCGGGGAGAGGAGCUGUCUCGGAUCCGGCCGGCGGCCGCCCAGGCCGAGAAGGAGCCGCCAGGCGCUGUUUCUCCACAGCCAUUGCCAUCACUGAGCAGCCAGUCUCGAUCUCUGUCCCAGUGGGAUACUCCUUCACACUGCGGUGCCGAGCCGAGGGACGCACCUUGCUGCAGUACCAGUGGUUUUGUCAGCAUCAGUCUGACUGCCGCCAGAUUCCUGGAGCAACCAACCCAGACUUGCCCAUUGUUGCAGAGCAGACCAAGCUCUACACAUGCAGAGUCAAUGACCUCUACAGAAAUGCUGUCUUCUCUGACUGGGUGAAGGUGGAGGUCCAUCAGUGUGUUGCCAGAGGUUUGCCCCCUCGGCUGUGGCGAGGAGAACCUGUCAUCAUCCUCAACCCCACGGAGCAGCGCGUGGAGGUGGGGAAGCCACUGCAGCUGCAGUGUGCUGCCAUGGGGGUCCCAGCCCCCUACUACCAGUGGUACCGGAAUGGAAACCUGCUGGAACAACACAAGAGAAAAAAACUCUGGAUCACCCAUGCCAAGGUCAGUGACUCGGGCACGUACCUGUGCUGUGCCUCCAACAGUCACGGAGAGCACUGGACCAACGCUGUGGACGUUUACGUAGGUACAUGUGGGUCUGAGAAGUUUUUUGCUACAGGCAAAAUAGCACUUUUAGUGGGCAACAACUGCUACCAGCAUCAUCCCAACCUCAUGGCUCCUGUCAAGGAUGUGUUUGAGCUGAGUCGUCUUCUGGAGCAGCUGGGCUUCCAGGUUGUCUCCCUCCUGGAUCUGAACAAGGCUGAGAUGGCGACAGCGGUCAGUCAGUUCCUGCAGCUCCUGGGGAAGGGAGUCUAUGCUAUAUUCUACUAUGCCGGGCAUGGGUAUGAACAUUUGGGGAGGAACUACAUGGUCCCUGUUGAUGCCCCCCAGCCCUACACCCCUGAGAAUUGCAUCAGCGUUCAGAGGAUCCUCCAGAAGAUGCAGCAGCAGCAGACAGCCCUGAACGUCAUCCUGCUGGACACCUGCAGGAAGUGGUACAACCCAGGACGUGCCCUCUCCCAGGUGCAGCCGCUGGAGCCCUGGGGAAAUACUGUCUAUGGCUAUGCCACGAGCGAAGAUGCAGAAGCCUAUGAACUGCAGGAUGGGGAGUUCAGCUCUGGGAUCUUCAUGAAAUACCUGAAGAAACACAUUCUGAAAGAGAAGAAGGUUACACACAUGUUGGAGGAUGUCUUAGAAGACAUUGGCCGGGAUCCCCUGGUCACUGGGAAGCAGGUAAUGGAGAUCAAACACACCCUGAAGGAAGCCCGGUCCCUGACAGACCCCAUCUGUCCCUCCAGCUCAGGUGCCGAGUGCUGGGGACACAGCCACGAGUUGCUGAGCAGAAUGCUGACCUUCCCCUGCGGGGCCCGGGUAGAGCUCCGCUUCCUGCGGCUCUUCUCCAACCUGAUGUCCGUAUGUGCAAAGCUGCAGCCCCCCCACGUCACUGCCCCUCUCCUCCUGCUCUGCCAGCCCCCGGAGGUGGAGACCUUGGCCAUGCAGAGGGAGAGCCAUCUGGACCAUGUGGAGACUCUGCUUGCCUCCAUGUACAAGUGGGAGGAGCUGGACUGCGUCUUCCAGCUCUGUGGACUUCAGAAAAUUCAGACGGAUGUGGUCCUGCAGUUGGAUUUGCAUUACACCCAGCCGAGCACAAAGCAGAGGACUUGUGAAAGCCUGCGAACGACCCUCCAGAAAUCCCUGCUGGGGCAGUUUUUCAGCCAGAGGAACGACUCUCAGCCAGACUCCCAGCAAACUCCUUGUGGCACAGGCAGUGUGUGCCUCCAGGACACACCGGACCCAAAGGGACAAGGAUCCCUGAGGACAGGCUCUGGCCACAGCUUGCCCAGCAGCAGCCCCUCCACCUUCAACAGCGAGCCCGAGGAGAACGACGAGAGCGACCUGGGUGAGCUCUGCUCAGCACUGCUUCGGGCUGGCCCCUGACCCUCUGCCCUGGUUUUAAUUGAGGCAACAGCUCUUCAAGUGCUGAAUCCAUCAGAAUCCACAGCUGCUUCCCAGUCUCAGCAUCGCCCUGUCCCACUGAGGCCAAGGAUGCUUUCUGGGAAAGGUUUCCCCCAUCUGCACUCUGUGGUGUGCAGGGCCUGAAGCCCACUGGGACUACCCCCGGUUCCACGUGAGCAUCGGGAUCAGUGGGCAGUCACUGUGGUGUCUGCAGAGGACAGUGCCACCCCUGUGGACAGUCGUAACACUGCCAAGGCAUUGCUACAAGUCAAGGGCACUGCUGGUAUUUUCUGCCUGAAAACAAACAUUGCAGCAUUAAAUGUGAUGAGAAACCCCCAAACACUACAGCCCUGGCUCCAGUCCCAGCCAUGGCUGCUGGCUCCCAUCACACCUGUGCAAGAGACAUGGGGCUGCACCAAGGGGACCAGGUGAAAUGGUGUGAGCUCUACCCAGGGUCACAGUGUGGUUUUCUUCCCAUGCUUGUGUCAAAGCAGGUGUUAAGUUAUGCACUUAUGUGUUUCUGAAGAAUGUAUUUUUAAUUGGGGUGACAGUCACUUUCCAGGAAAAGGAAGUUCUGUCCAGUGUGUGUUUAGGAGGAGGCUGGUUUUUCCACCAGGAACAGCCACCAGGAGUAGCAGAUACACUGACACCUGCCCCUUCCAGCAUGGUCCAAGGGGCAUUAAAGGAUGUUCAGCCCCGUGCAGUCCCCAGUUCCUCUCAGGUACAGUGUGUCGCAGUCGAGGCAGGGAGGCGACAUGGGUUUCAGGAUACCAGCAGCUUUUUUAUUGCAACAGUACAGCUACCUUUAUACAGUUCUGGGGUGACACAUGUACACACAGCAUUGGGUUACCACUAUCAUAACAACUUAUGAUUGGACAUACAGCCACAUGUCCUAACACAAUAGGCUGACAUUCUAACAGGAAACCCACUGUGUCACAGUCCUACUGUCCGUGGUUAACCCUCUGCCAGGUGUAAGAAGUUCCAUCUUCAGUACCUCAGUUUACUGAGAGCCCAGAACCAGCUGGGCUCCCCAACAGCAGUGUCCUACAAGAGAGAUGGGAUUGAUAAAGAAUAACCUCAAAAAAGUUAUUAUUAAUGCAUAUUGCUUUUCUGAGUGUCUGUCUGUGCUGUGGGCAACGUCAAUUACUACCUUCCAUGGACAACCAGCUGUCCAAAGAGAGCCACAGGGUGAGCAGGGCCCAGUGGAUGUCCUGGGUGGACAGUGCUUCCCUAAUAUCUAUUUGAUAAAGGUGGUUGCUGGAAGGGUGAUCCAAUAGUUCCACAGGUGCCAGUGACCCCAGUAAAGUGUCGGGUUUCCAUCCUUGAAGGGCAGUUUACUCUGGACUGCAGAAGAUGCUGGUGACCUGAUCCAAGCUGGUGGGGUGCUGGACCAGAGAGCACUGGAGAUCCCUUCUGGCUGUUGUGGUCCUGUGAAAGAAAGAGCUUGGAGAGCAAAAUUUCUUGAGAGGUCAAGGGUAGUAACAUGGAGAGAGGGCCCGAGCUCUGUCAAAAUUUAAAAGAGGGUUGGAAAGAGCAUUUUCUCAGUUUUGCUCUCUUUCAGCAGUGAAGAUACAUCCCUGUCUGUGGUGUCUGUUGCAGCACAGAAAAAUCUGAAAUGAUCCUUCCAGAUAAACCAUCCUACAAGUGCUGGAAACUUGUCCAAAGAGAACAGAGGAGGCUUUUAUUCUCCUCACAGUGAGUAGAGCAAAGGGAAAGAAGAGGGGCCCCAUCUGGCUGCAGACUAGAAAGUCUCCAAGGCAAAAAUGUAAAGCUCAAAAAAAUAAAAAAUUCACAGCACGUAGUUUAAAUAAGAUGGACUGAUGGAGAAGCUAAACCAGAAAAUAAUAAACUAUUUGCAGGGAGAACCAAAGAUCAACUCAACACCAGCAGCCACUGAGGACAGGUCAGUGAGAAUGGCCCUGCAGUAACUGGGGAGGAGCUGGGGGGGGUUUAUUGCCUCUAUGAGGAUUAUACACACCCUCCUGUACCGUUGGGACAAGACUUGUUUCUGGCUCACAUUAUUAUGGCAAAUAUCACCUCAUGUGAAUGUUAAUCUCAUUCAAAGCCAGUCUUUAUGUUUUUCUGAAUAAAACACUAUUGGUGUUUUUGAAUGCACAAAGCUUCACGUAUUUCUGAGUUAACUGUGUUCAUUUUCCCUCUAAUUGCUAGGGUGUGACUCAGUGUUGACCUACUGGGGUUUUAUGCUUUCAACUCUAGCUUCUGGGCUCCUAUGUGUGAGCAUGGUUUCUUUUUUUAGGUAACUGAAAGUCCUGAUAUUUGGAUUUAGAAGGUGGAUCAAAUUACUAGAUAGGAUGAAAUGAUGUCAAGUGAAAUGUGUAGAUGUAAAAAGUCAGGAUUCAUUGUGAUUUAUCCAUCGCCUUUGUAAGUGUGGCUCUUGAGUGGCUGGAUCAGCCUUAGUGGCCCUCCUGUCCUGGUGUCAACCACAGCACUUGUCUCCAGCUCUCCUG